UAGUUUCAUAGAGAUAUUUUAGCUUCACCCUUAGAUUCCGAAUUCUUUCGACACCGACUAACAUCGAGCUGAAGUCAAAGCAAGUGAAAAGACACACACCCACCCAUCCAUACACACACACACACACACGCACACACACGAGAUGAACAAGUCGCUGAAACCCAGCAAGGUGAAGCGCGGCAAGCGGGGAGGUGGCGGGGGCCCCACGACUCAGCCGCAGGACUUCGUGGAGGAGCAGGUGGAGAACGCGCGCAGGUCGGUGGAGCGCAAGCUGAUGUACCUGUCCGAGUCGAACCGAGCCAGUGCACCCACUCGGGCGGGCAAGCGGAACACGGCGGGAGCGGGGGCAGGCGGAGGAGCGGACGGAAGAGAAGGAGCGGGCAGCGCUGGCGCCGACAUAGCUGCCCAUGCCCGUGGCCAGCGUCGCAGGCGGAGCAGGAGGAGUCCGACACUGGCCGCAGACCAGGAGACGACCGACGAGGAGCAGAAAUCGUCAGUGGAGACGACGUACAAGUGCGAAAACCGGAGACGCAGUGGUUACAACUUAUUGCUGUCUCCUCGGCGCAAUGGCCUUACACCCCGGAACUAUGAGGCCGAGGCGGCGGAAAUGGAAGCCAUCAUGGCCGCCCAGCGAACGUCCAGCGGCACGACGAAGCCCGGCCAAGCAGAUGGGGAUGUGGGUGAGUAUCAGGCCGGAACUUUUGGCCGCCUGCAGCUGAAGCCGCUGAGCAGCUAUGCCACGGGCCACCAACUGCCCAGCUACUCGUGCGGCGUGUGCGGAGCCAAGUUCCACAUACGAUCGCUGCUGGGCGCCCACCGGCACAUCCACGACGACGACUUCAAGGUGCGCUUCCGGGUGCGGCGUAAGCGGGAGAGCAGCACCACCAUGGCCGCCGUGCAUCUGUGCAAGUACUGCGAUCGCGCCUUCGAUCUGGAGCGCACGUUGCACAUCCAUCAGCUGAGCUACUGCAAGAAGAUACCGCCGCAGCAGCGCCGCAAGCUGGCCUUCACGGAGCUGGCGCACGAGAAGAAGGCGCCGCUGCCCAACUUCCAGCGGACGCAGCAGCAGUCGCUGCAGCAGCAGGCACAGGGGAACAGCGCCACCACCAAGCAGCAGCAGUUGACGCAGCAGGAGAAGCUCCACAAGAUCAUAAUGCGCGAGUCGGCGGUGCACGAGCGCUGGCGCUAGUCCUCCACAUCCGCUGAUCCUCACCAGAAACUGGAAGCGGAACCAACGCUUGCUUUCGUCGAUCAGCAAAGUCUGUGGAAACAGAGGCAAAAUUAUUAGGUGUAGGGUAUGAAAGUGAGCGGCAUAACCAGACUAGGAAACUCACCUGUUCCGAAGAGCGAAACACAUUGGCGUUGAAUAGUCACAGUCACACUCCAUUUAUGACGGUCAAUUAAGCUAAAUUGAGAGUCCCCGCGCAUGGAGGUAGUUGGUGUUUCUAGAAUGGGGGUGCAAGUGUAAGCAAGUGUAUUAGAAAUGAUUAAAUUUGCGAGCCUAACUGAAUAA
Molecule: messenger RNA, 1513 nt
Organism: Drosophila santomea
Lineage: Eukaryota; Metazoa; Arthropoda; Insecta; Diptera; Drosophilidae
Exons: 2
Coding region: 143-1189 (348 amino acids)
Source: RefSeq, a predicted model, not a curated record